Molecule: messenger RNA, 2635 nt
Organism: Gadus morhua (Atlantic cod)
Lineage: Eukaryota; Metazoa; Chordata; Actinopteri; Gadiformes; Gadidae
Product: moesin
Exons: 15
Coding region: 4-2037 (677 amino acids)
Cellular component (GO): cytoskeleton
Molecular function (GO): actin binding
Source: RefSeq, a predicted model, not a curated record
ACAAUGGUCCAUUUGAAACAAGUCUAUAAUCCUUACAGGCAUCACAAGCACUUUCAUAUGACUCUGCAGCGUAAAGGCCACUUUGGAAACCUGUCUAGGUCAGGUAUAGAAGAUAAAAGCUAUACAAUGUCGAUUUCCCCACCAACCUCUUGCGAUUGGAUGCUCCUGGUUGAACAGAAGAAUAUAAAUGUUCGCGUUACGACCAUGGACGCCGAGCUGGAGUUCGCUAUCCUGCACAGCACUACCGGCAAGCAACUCUUUGACCAGAUAGUGAAAACAAUCGGGUUGAGAGAGACCUGGUUCUUCGGCCUUCAGUUCCAGGAUACUAAAGGAUUCUCCACCUGGCUGAAACUCAACAAGCGGGUAACGGCACAGGAUGUAAAGCGGGAAAACCCCCUGUUGAUCAAGUUCAGAGGCAAGUUUUACCCGGAAGACGUCGCCGACGAGCUAAUUCAGGAGACCACGCAGCGACUCUUCUUCCUGCAGGUUAAAGAAAGCAUUCUGAAUGAUGACAUCUACUGCCCACCGGAGACCGCAGUGCUGCUUGCCUCUUACGCGGUUCAAACCAAACAUGGGGAUUACAGAAAGGACUAUCACAUCCCAGGAUACCUGGCAAAAGAGAAGCUUCUGCCGCAGAGGGUUUUGGAGCAACACAAGCUCAACAACAGUCAGUGGGAGGAACGGAUCCAGGUCUGGCACCAGGAACACAAGGGCAUGCUGAGAGAAGAUGGCAUGGUGGAAUAUCUGAAGAUCGCCCAGGACCUUGAGAUGUACGGGGUCAACUACUUCAACAUCAAGAACAAGAAAGGAUCCGACCUGUGGCUGGGUGUAGACGCCCUCGGUCUCAACAUAUAUGACCAGACGGACAAGAUGACUCCAAAGAUUGGCUUUCCAUGGAGUGAAAUUCGAAACAUCUCCUUUAAUGACAAGAAAUUUGUCAUCAAGCCUAUCGACAAGAAAGCCCCGGACUUUGUGUUUUACGCUCCACGGCUGCGCAUCAACAAACGAAUCCUGGCCCUGUGCAUGGGCAACCACGACCUGUAUAUGAGGAGGAGGAAGCCGGACACCAUCGAGGUCCAGCAGAUGAAGGCCCAGGCCAAGGAGGAGAAGAACAAACGGCAAAUGGAGAGGGCUCUGCUUGCGAAGGAGAAAAAAAAGCGUGAGAACGCAGAGAAGGAAACUGAGAAGAUUGCCCGGGAGACCAUGGAGUUGAUGGAGAGACUGAGACAGAUUGAGGAGCAGACAAAGAGAGCUCAGGACGAGCUGGAGGAGCAGACUCGCAGGGCCCUGGAGUUGGAGAAGGAGAGAAAGAUUGCCCAGGAGGAGGCUGAGCGUCUCGACAAGGACCGCAAGGAAGCGGUGGAGGCCAAGGCAGCGCUGAUGAACCAGUCGGAGCAGCAGCUGAAGAACCAGGAGAAUCUGGUGCUGUUGCACAAAUCUGUACAUUUAACGUACACAUCAAAACCCACACACUCCAAAGAUAUCGAGAAGUCACGAGACUCAGAAGAAAUGUUUCUCUUUUCUUUUUUCGCACAUAAAUCACAGGCCACAGAGCUGGCAGAGCUUACCUCUAAGAUAUCCAAGCUGGAGGAUGCCAAGAAAAAAAAGGACGAAGAGGCAAAGCGGUGGCAGACAAGGGCAAUGGCCGUGGAGGGUGACCUUGAACGAACCGAAGUGGAUCUGAAGAGCAAACUCAUGGGUGUCCACAUCCCAGCCUCGGUGCACAGCCACAUGCACGAGCACGACGAGACGGACGAGAGCAGCGCGGAGGCCAGCGCCGAGUUGACCUCACCGGACAUGGUGCGUGACCGCAGCGAGGAGGAGAGAGUCACUGAGGCCCAAAAGAACAAGAUGCUGCGCAAGAAUCUCAAGUUCUUGAGCACUGAGUUGGCCUGCGCCGUAGACGAGAGUAAGAAGACCCCGAACGACCUGAUCCACGCGGCGAAUGUCAAGGCGGGUCGAGACAAAUACAAGACCCUCCGUCAGAUCCGACAGGGCAACACGAAGCAGCGCAUUGAUGAGUUCGAGUCCAUGUGAGAGCGAUCGUAUAAGCGUCAUAAUGAGGCAGAAAGAAACUGACAAAGACAUAGAUAAUAAAGUUUGACACUGUUCUUGAUAUGAUUCCUGCGCAGUCCGAACGCCAACGCAACUUUCCACGGUCUCAUUAGAUUUUAAUUUCAAUGAUUUGUCACUUAGUGUUCGAAGAUCCAUUACAUGUAGAACACUGUAAAAAAAGAUGCCGUGUAUUCAAGCAAUGGUUUCUAGAUCGCUUUGCCCAAAAACCUGAGCAUAAUUUUGUCCGUUAAAAUUGGUACUAUAUAGCCUAUAGGGAAGUCAAUAUGAGCCUAUCAAGUAGACCAAUCGUAUCUUUAUGUAUCCUACAAUUUUAAUGUGUAUUUCAACAAUUGCCUGUAAUGUGUGUGUGUGUGUGUGUGUGUGUGUGUGUGUGUGUGUGUGUGUGUGUGUGUGUGUGUGUGUGUGUGUGUGUGUGUGUGUGUGUGUGUGUGUGUGUGUGUGUGUGUGUGUGUGUGUGUGUGUGUGUGUGUCAGUGUGUGUGUGUGUGUGUGUGUGUGGUUACCAGUAAUCGAUGAUCAAUGAUCGUAAAACAAUAAUAAAAUGUUACAAAUCAAUUUGA